This is a messenger RNA of Psammomys obesus (fat sand rat), 3811 nucleotides long. RefSeq names its product sorbin and SH3 domain containing 3 (gene Sorbs3). Gene Ontology annotation, molecular function: protein binding. The transcript has 21 exons. The record is from RefSeq and is a predicted model, not a curated record. The coding region runs from base 1057 to 3102 and encodes 681 amino acids. NCBI's taxonomy places the organism in Eukaryota, Metazoa, Chordata, Mammalia, Rodentia, Muridae.
UGGGACAGUAAUAUUAGGGAAGGAAGGCCUGUCAGCUGAUCGGUGCAACUGCUGAUGCUGAGGGUAACUUGGCCUUGAGCCAUCAGCCGAACAGGGAGGGGUAGCCCUGCAGCUGGCGUGCCCAGGCCUCUUCAGGCUUUAAUCCUACCUUGCCUCACUUUCCCCUGGAGGAAGCACAGGCAGCCAGAGCUGGGAGGUGUUUGUGUGUUUGGCCUUUGGUAAGAGCUCUAAUUGGAUCCAGCUGGUGGGCCGCACCUCCCUCAGACUCAACCUCCCCACCCCACAAAGCCGGGGAUUGGCUGGCUCCCCAACAGGCUGCUCAGAUGUCUGAAGGAAUACCCACCAAUGCAGACCAGAGAGGUUGCUGUUCCUAGCCUCCUUUGUAACCUUUCCAGUGAGCAGGAACUGAGCAAGAAGACAAGGGCCCACAGGCCUCUGUUGUCCUGUCUUCAUCCCCACUCAGUCCCCCACAGCCCUCGUGCCAGUCAUAGGACUGUUUGCUGUGCGCACUCCUGCUGACAUUCUUUUUAACUCCCAUGCUGCUCUCAUGAUCCACCCUACCCCCACCCCCAGUCAGAUUCAUAACACUGAAUAUAUUCUACCACAAACAGGACACCUCCUGAGAAAUCUAGUGUCCUUGCUAAGAGCUACCACAAACCCCACAGGCAUAUCUGAGACUGAUUAGGCCCAGUCCAAAGGGUGGUGUAAGUUUAUUUCACUAGGGCCCCAUCUGGCCAUGAAGAUGAAGAGAUGCAGAUUCUAUACCACAGCUCUCUAGGCACCAAAGCCCCUUUGUGCCCAUGAAUGAUGCACAACCUCUUUUGUCUUCUUGCACCCACCUUUGUGGACCCCUUUGCUCACCUCCAUCUCCCAGGUGCCCUGAGAUCCUUUCUGCUGACCCCUGAGUGAAGCAGAAGAACCUACUGGCUUGUCAGACAUGAUGCUGUGAGCCAGGGAGGCUCCUCCCUCCAAAAGCCAAGCUUGCAGGUUCAGGAGUGUUUAAUACUCACGAAGGAGCAGCUGCCACAUCCUGUGUCUUCCAACUUUGACCCAAGUAUGCAAGGCCUCUCCGAUGGGCUCAGCCUGGACGAUUUCAUCCCUAGUCACCUCCGGGCCCAUAUAGGCCGAUCCUCCCGGGGGACAAGGGUGCCUGUGAUCCGGAAUGGUGGCUCCAACACCCUUAAUUUCCAGUUCCAUGACCCUGCGCCCAGGACUGUGUGCAAUGGCUAUGCCUCACCCAGGCGAGAUGGUUCCCAGCAUUCAGACUCAGCAUGGUAUCAGACCUGGCCAGGCCCUGGGAGCCGACCCUCUGCGAGACCGAAGCAGCCUGCCUCCCAGCAUGCCCAGAACUGGUCAGCCACAUGGACCAAGGACAGCAAGCGACGGGACAAGCGCUGGGUGAAGUACGAGGGAAUCGGGCCUGUGGAUGAGAGCGGCAUGCCCAUUGCUCCCCGAUCUAGUGUUGACAGCCCCAGAGACUGGUAUCGGAGAAUGUUCCAGCAAAUUCACCGAAAAAUACCAGACCUGCAGUCAGACUGGACAUUGGAAGACUCACCCAAAGUGGUUUCCUUGGGAGCCUCUUCUGCAGAACCCAGGCAUCCAGGGCCCCAGCAAAAACCUGCUUCCAGGCCUGGUACCACUGUGACUUCUAGCCGAAGAAACUGGAACCACUCUGAAGAAACAUCUAGAAACACCUUUAACUAUAAUCUUGGGUCAACUUCUUCGGGGUUCCACCCCUCAAAUCAGGUACCCAGACAUCGAGAGAAAGUAGAGAGUGUCUGGACAGAUGACUCCUGGAACCAGUUUCUGCAAGAACUAGAAUCUGGGUAUAAGCCCAAGAAACCAUUGGUGGAUGACCCUGCCGAGAAGCCUAACCAGCCCAUUGAGGUCCUGCUAGAACGAGAAUUGGCCAAGCUGAGCGCGGAGCUGGACAAGGACCUGAGGGCCAUUGAGACCCGCCUGCCAUCCGACAAGAACUCUCAAGCUCCACGAUGGUCCUCUGAGCAGCCAGUCCAGGAGCAGCGGCCCUCCGCCCGCCAGUCCUCAGCCUGGAGGCCCAGCUCCCCGCAUGCACCCUCCUUCAGGUCUUCCCGACCCCUGAGCCCCCACAGAAUGGCAGAUGGAGGAGGAAGCCCCUUUCUGGGACGUAGAGAUUUUGUCUAUCCUUCCUCAGCCCGAGAACCUAAUGCCUCUGAAAGGGGUAGCAGCCCUGCGAGGAGAGAGGAGAAGAAGAGGAAAGCUGCCCGGGUCAAGUUUGACUUCCAGGCUCAGUCCCCCAAGGAGCUGACUCUACAGAAGGGUGACAUCGUCUACAUCCAUAAAGAAGUGGACAAGAACUGGCUGGAGGGGGAGCACCAUGGCCGGCUGGGUAUCUUCCCAGCUAAUUAUGUGGAGGUUCUGCCUGCUGAUGAGAUCCCCAAGCCCAUCAAGCCACCUACAUACCAGGUGCUGGAGUAUGGAGACGCUAUAGCCCAAUAUUCGUUCAAGGGAGAGCUGGAAGUGGAGCUGUCCUUCCGAAAGGGGGAGCGCAUCUGCCUGAUCCGAAAGGUGAACGAACAUUGGUAUGAGGGGCGAAUCACGGGCACAGGACGCCAAGGCAUCUUCCCUGCCAGCUACGUGCAGAUAAACCGGGAGCCCCGGGUCCGGGUCUGCGAUGACAGCCCCCAGCUUCCUGCAUCACCUCACCUGACAGCCGCGUCUCGUCCAGCCAGUCACUCCAGCUUCCCCUCAACAAGUGUGGACCCCACUGACUGGGGAGGUCGGACCUCCCCUCGCCGCAACAUGUUCCCCUUCCCCAUUACCCUCCAGGAGCCCAGAUCUCAAACCCAGAAUCUCAGUACCCCGGGACCAUCUCUGUCCCAUCCUCGAGGCACCAGCCGUCCCGUAGACCUGGGGGCCUCCUCCCCAAGCACCACAGAGAUACACUGGACUCCGUACCGGGCUAUGUACCAGUACAGGCCCCAGAAUGAGGACGAGCUGGAGCUUCGUGAGGGAGACCGUGUAGAUGUCAUGCAGCAAUGUGACGAUGGCUGGUUUGUGGGAGUCUCCCGGAGAACUCAGAAAUUUGGGACAUUCCCUGGAAAUUAUGUAGCCCCUGUGUGAGUGGUCUCUAUGGCAGUUUGGAGCCAACGAGGAUGGGGUGGGGAGCAGUAGCACUAUGGGAGGGAGAAAGGUCCCCCCACAUCCUCUUCCCCCAGGACCUGUGCUCCCAGCAUCUGCAGAGACCCCAGCAACUCUCCCUCCAAGCCCCCUGGAAGUCCCCUGGACUGAUUCCCACCCGCAAAUCACAGGCAUUCCUUUGACAGCCUUCUUCACCACCCCUCAAAUACAGAUGUCUGCUUUCAUGUGGAGACUGUCUCCAGGCCUUAUUGAGACCAGACCCCCAAGCCUCCAUCCCCCAGCAUUUCCCCUAAUGGGGACUGGCUCUCACUUCACCCCCAUGGGGUUCCUCUAAUAAGAACCAGCCUCCUACCCUGGUGGAGACCAAAGGCCUCCUCCCAUUUUUCACCAGCUUGCCUGCUUCCACUUUGCCUUCUGGCCUCCAGCUGGACCUAGACACAAGGUGGGGAACACCUUCUCAGCUUUCAAGGUCCAGUGAGAGGCCUUGCCUCAAGGCUUCCUCCUCCCAGAGGCUACUGAGCCCCUGGGUAGGGCCUCCCCGUAAAGCCCUAACAGACUGAGGCACACAACUGCCCUGGCCUAACAGAAGGUAGAUUUACAGGGACACUUGCUUGCUGCCCUAAUUCCCAGCUCUUUUCCAUGUCCAGGUCCACUCUGGAAGAGAAUGUAAAAUAAACACGGAUAACAAGAA